Molecule: messenger RNA, 417 nt
Organism: Penicillium odoratum
Lineage: Eukaryota; Fungi; Ascomycota; Eurotiomycetes; Eurotiales; Aspergillaceae
Product: mitochondrial 37S ribosomal protein bS18m
Exons: 2
Coding region: 1-417 (138 amino acids)
Biological process (GO): mitochondrial translation
Cellular component (GO): mitochondrial small ribosomal subunit; ribosome
Molecular function (GO): small ribosomal subunit rRNA binding; structural constituent of ribosome
Source: RefSeq, a predicted model, not a curated record
AUGCACCCCAAUCACCGCAAGCGCUUCCUUGAAGAUCAAAAAUCCCAGAGCGAGAGCAAGGCUAUGGAGAGAUUCCAAUCCCGCGAGUGGAAGGCUGGUGAUGUCUACGCACCCCAUGAUCUCAGCCCUGCAGAGAUGAAGAAAUGGUCUAAGCGCAAGGCUCCUUCAUUCGACGCCUUCGACGCCUUGAACCUGAACCCAUUGAACCUGCACAAGAACUUCGCCAUCAUGUCCGAAUACGUUUCGCCUUUGGGCCGUAUCAAGCACCGAAACCAAACUGGCCUGCGCCCUGUCAACCAACGGAAGAUUGCUAAGGCCAUUCGGAGGGCUAUGGGACUUGGUCUCAUGCCCUCUGUCCACCGACACCCUGAAAUCCUGGCUUCGGAGGCUAGGUCGAAGAUGAGCUCCUUCUACUAG